AUGGCUCUUUGGCGGAUUUUUGGAAGAAGGUUAUUCAGCAAACGUCGUCUUACUAUGGGUGCGAUUGUGGCAAGUUUACCUUUUAUUGGUUAUCUAAUGCUGCUUUCGCCUUCAAGAAGACUUUCCUAUUCAUUUUCGGCCAACGAACAUAAUUCAUUAUCUACAGCCUCAGCAACGAAACAAAUCUGGAAUCAGACGAUAAUGGCCGAAAUUCCAACGACAGGAAGCAUUAACUUGACAACAGCACCGAUGACGGCGGCAGUUACUACUGACAAGGUACAAGUUAUGAAUGUUGUUUCAAGACCACCAGGACGCCUUGAAGUCCACAUGUGGACUGAGAUAUGUGGAACGACGGUCGAAAUGUUAAGGAACUGGCCUCAUUUUCCUUACUUUCCCGACGCACGUUCGUACAUCUCAGAUUUUCAUGAUGUUCACGCACGUGGUUCUAAAAAUAAUGGAGAGAGAGUUUUUGGAUUCAUUCAUCCUGCAGUACACGGUGACUAUAAGUUUGCCAUAUCAUCGGAUGACACAUCUGAGUUAUGGUUGAGUCAAAAUGAGGACCCUGUUUCCAGUGAGAUGAUUGCACGUGUUUAUUCUCCUCGACAGUCGGCGUGGACCGAAGAAGGGGACUACAAAAAAUAUCCAGAACAAAUUUCUAAAGAAUUCACUCUCUUCGCUGGGAAGAAAUAUUACGUCGAGGCUUUAAUGAAGCAAGGUUCUGGCGCCGCUCAUCUAGCGGUGUAUUGGUCCUACAACAAUGCGACAUUUGAAAUAAUAACCUCGAAAUAUUUAUCCACGUAUCCUUACACUCACGAAUCAAUGAUUCCCGUUCAUGCGGGAAAAAGAGACAAUACAUCGUUGCAAAAAAAAUACAGCCUUUACGACUUCAAUCGUCUUCCACUCUUAAACCGGCAAGAGUAUGUUGACUUAUUUACAAGUUGCUCCUAUAAUCCCAGUUUUCUGGUCCGCAAGAAGCUGAAGCGGUACGAAGGCGUGUGGAAUACAAGACGAUCAAACGUUUUUCCCCAAGACAGUACCGACAUGUCAAAUCGUGGACCAAAACACCAGUGGUCUUUUCCUAAUCUGUUGAUAGACGGCAAUGUAGUCCAAUUUGUGGUAGACCGCUUUGUUAACACAUUAAAGUUUGAGAGGUAAGAAGUCGGCCGUAUUUUACAUUUUCACAAAAUAGAAAAAUUCGACAAUUGCACUUAAUAUAAUUGAAGAAAUUUUUGAGAAGUUGAACUUGCGUAAACAAUUGUUUUUGAAUUUUUUUUUUCACACGCUUGUUAAGUAUCUUAUGAAAACAAAAAACUCGGCAUGGCGUCUGCUAUUUUGUGCCACAAAAUACGUUUUGCCGUGGCAAUAUAGUCAUUGGUUUGAUUGAUUGAUUGGAGAAGAUAAAAUCACACUUAGAUGUUAAAUGUGAUAAACAGCCUCGGGUAAACAAAGUUUAACACAGUAAAACCUUACUAAGCCGUUUUCCCAACUCUCUCUGCAUUGUGCCACAUCAUAUAUGUGUGUGAAGAAUUUUAACUCUUUACGUGACUUAAGUCGACCAUUGUCACGUCGAUGUUGGUUCGUGUAUUUCUUGUUUUUAAUAUCCGGGAAGCUCGGCGAUUCAUGUUUCUAGUAUUAUAUAUAAAAAAAAAACAACAACUAAUAAAAAAAAAACGAAAAAAAACGAAGUACACUAGAUAGAUUCCAAAUUUUAUUCAAGUCACAAUUCAAGUCACAAUGAUUCCCUUUCGUGAAGUAGGAUACUUGGGAGCUACGAAAGUAAAAAAGCUGGCUAAACACCGAAGAAGGAAUAUAUUGACCAACUAUGAAUAAUUUUCAUAAAGAAAUGGCACAUCAUUAAGCUUCAUUGUAAACUGAAAUAUUUUCUUGCCCUCGCUGUUGCCGAUGUGAUGUGCUCUCACCGUGAUUAUUCAUUUAGUGAGUGCUUAAAAAAUGAGUGACUCAGAUGAAUUAUGGAUGGACAAUGAUUUUGUUCCAUUCCAAAGCGGUCAAUUUCAAGACUGACAUAUUUUCACCAUUAAUCGUAAAAGAAAUUAAUUGUAAAAAAGAUGCCUUAACUUUAAUAGAAAGAAAUUAACCGUUAGCCGUAAUAUGGCCAAAAUAUUUACUGUUAGCCGUAAAAGCCAUAUCCUCACUGAGACCUCAGUGUUGUGUAGGAGAGAAUUUAAUUUAAAAGCCUAAUUUCCAACUUUGUCAACAUUCGGGGAACAUUUGAGAUCUAAUUAUUGCUGGAAAAGCGGUUUAUCCGUUUGAUAGUUUUAUCUUCCUUUUGAUGAACAGCUCCGCAAUCAUGUGUAGGAAAAAAUUCAGGGAUCUGUCAAGAAAUCUGUCACAGUCACAGUUUGAUUUGGUAUGAUUUAAUGAUUUUCAUGAAUUUUUAAAAAUCGUAGACCAGGUCAUUAUAAUUUAAGAACUUUCCACCUUUGUUAUAAGUGUGAACACGAUCAAUGUGUAUAGAAUGUUUUACUGUUUGAGAGAAAAAGCCAUCGGGCGUCAAAAAAAAAUUUUAUACUUAGUUUGCGAUCUUCAGCGGGUUUGCUUGCCUGUCCUGAAAUAUGCUUUGAUUGGUCAGAAUACAAUUUCAAAAGCCGCUAGAGUUAAAUUGAGUGAUUUCUUUAUUUUUUUUUCUCUGUGGAUUUAAUAACCAACCGCGGCUGAUUAAACUUUGAUUAUACGUUUCUCAAACUUACUUAUAAUUAAGGAGUGACUAUGAAACCUGCAUGAUUUGGAACUAUGAUGUUGCUAUUGUGCUUAGUUCAAAAAACAGACGUCUGCGGCUAUUAAAGAGCAUUUCAUUUCAUAUCAUUGCAUGAUAUUUCACCAAAAACUCGCUUUUUCAUUUAAUGUUUUGUUUGUUCAUCUUAAACACUAGAUAUUUCUGCCUUGAAUAGACGAGCAUGGUAACGGUGGUUUUGACAAAUUAGAGACCUUAGGCAGGACGUGGCAUGGGCGGACAAUAGCACGUGCGUUUUAAAACUUUGUACAUUUCUUAGCCGUUCUCUACAAAAUAACAACGUAAAAUCACCAAACUUUGCCUGGUCCGAGAACGGAAAACCCUAAGCAAAUUAUUUAAGUUUCCAUGCAUUCAAAACUCAAAGCUACUCCCAUAAGUUUUGCUGAAGUUGAAGUGUGGUGCUGUAAGUGAGACGAUAAACACAUCCCACCAUUCACUACUUUCUGACGAAAAACAUAAAAUCCCUUUUUAAAUCGACUUCUUCCUCGGCGUUGCUGUCGUAACUGCUUUAAGCUCUCUAAUUAUCAGCUUUAUUUACGAUAUUUUCAUAUAUAAUAAAGAUAUUUAAGGAGGGAACCCACCUCGCCAAGGCCAUCCUUGGUGGAGCCUUCAGCGGACCCCUUUGGAACCCCAAAGUUCAAAUUGACAGUCCUGAAAUUUCAGGCUGAUGUUUCAUCCAUGCAAAUUUCAGGUUUUACUGAAGAGUCUCAAUGGGGUAAACUGAUGGCCGUAAAACGGCCAAAAAUUUAGCAGUCAGGUGUAAAAAUCGACAAGUUUAAACCAAUAGUCGCGGAAAAAAUCAGCCAAAAAAAAUAUUUGUGGUGAAAACAAUGGAAUGUGUUUAACCGUUAGCCGUAAAGUGGCCUAAUUGAUACUGUUACCUGUAAAAGUCAUCACCCCAAUGAGACCCUAUCUAUGAAUAAUUUUAAUAAACAAGUUAAGUCAUUUAAUUACUACUAACAACUAAUUUCCAUAUCUUUACUAAACUAUCUUGUCACGUUAUGCUUGUCAGGGAUUAUUACUUGAAGAAAAUUCACAAAGUAAUUCAUAAACCAGACCCCAAGAAAGGUGAUCGCUUUUUGUUAAACCUUGAGCUUGGUUCAACGCACAACAAUCAAUCAUAUCGGCUAUCGGAACACGUGUAUCGUACACAGGAGAGUGAAAAAUUGUGUCUUCCUGAGGGAAUGAAGUGGAAUAACAGCGCUAUGGUCUACUUCAUUCUACCUGUCAAGGAUCAAGGCAAAUGGGUGCACCAUUUCAUCAAUGAACUCGCUGCUGCCAGUUUAUUGACAGGAGAUACAAACUUUCACGUUAUAAUCAUCGAUUUUGAAAGUAAAGACAUCGAUAUGGUCAAAGCUUUUAACACACCUCUUCUACAUAGCAGACAUACUAUUAUUUCACUGACUGGUAAAUUCUACAAGACACUUGCUCUUAACAAGGCAGUCGCACAAGUUCCAAAUGCUAAUGAUAUAAUUUUUCUUUAUGAUCUACACAUUGAUGUUCCCCCAGACAUCAUGGACAGCGUCAGAAUGGUAAGUCAUUCGUUUGCAAUUGGCAGUUAUAGCAGUUGAGGAGCUAAAAAGGGGUCUGUGAUGCUGGUCUAUGUGCAAUGCAAGUGCAAGUGCGAGGGAAUGUGUGCAUUUUCAUAUAAUCUUUUUUCUUAGGUCUGGUAAAAAAAGUUGUUAAUGAAACUUGGGUCAGAAAAAAAAGCCUGAGAAAGUGAAUAUUCCAAUCUGAAAAAAGAUGACCACUUUCAAGGCAAAACAUGUAGCAGAAGAGAUUGUCUCACUGAGAGGAUAAAACCGAGCUCAGCAACAGUGAUAUAAACUUGAGAAGCAAGAGAAACAUUACGGUUUUGCUUCCCUUGAAAGUCUGGCAGCCUUAUUUCUGGUAAUUGUUAUAUUUUACAUUUAUUAUCUCUUCUACUUUCCUUAGAACACCAUAGCCGGAAAACUAGCUUAUUUUCCUAUUGUUGGCCGUCUUGAUUGCCAAAGUUCUUCUGUAGACCACAAAGGAUUUUGGCAACUAGAUGGGUAUGGACUUCUUGCUAUUUAUAAAUCAGACUGGGAAAAGUUUGGAGGUGGGUAGUAACUUUAGUUUUUAUUGUUAUAAACGUGAAAAGACCGUUCUCCUAAUGGUACACGACCAAAAAAUCAAAAAUUGAUCAUAUUAAAAAAUAAGAUUUAAAAAUAAAAUCAAAAAAUCUAUACAGCAAAAACUAAAAAUUUCAGGCCAUCGUACCUAAUAUUCCUGGGAACAUGACUUCCUUGUCAUGUUCAUGAUUGAAGACGCUUAAAAAUAUGAUUUGGAGAAUUAUACUAUUCUCUCCUCAGGUAUGAAUGCCGAAGAGUACAAAUUCAAAUGGGGCGGGGAAGACUGGGACCUACUUGAUCGUGUAUUAAUGUUGCCCAUAGAAGUGGAAAGGUUGAGACACCCAGGUCUCUAUCAUCAUUAUCACACCAAGACCAAGAUGUGGAGUUAGACAGCGCCUUGUUGCCAAAAAAAUCAGGAACCUUGAUCAAGCUGUGACAAAGGUGAAGGGUUUGGAACCAAAGAUUCAAUGAACAAAAACAUUCGCUUCCCAAACGUUUUAGAACGCCGUCCAUUUCCUUGCAUUUCCUACGCAAAACAUCGAUGUUAAAUCACCAAAGGAAUACCGAUAGAAAAUCAUUCACAUUUUUAUUUGUAACUCAACUUUAGAUUUACCUGUUGAUGCGGUCUGGCGGCCUCAGAGAUGGAAAACAAAUCAAGUCAUACGCAAAAUUCGGUUUUUGCUAGAAAAUGGAAAUCUCGUAGUCAUUUAAGGGAAUGUAUGACUUUUUUAUCAGGAGAAAACAAUAAGACCAUAGUUUUCUUACGGCUUAGUAUAUUGCUCUUUUUUUUAGGAAUGUUCUAGA
Pocillopora meandrina is the source of this 5649-nucleotide messenger RNA. Lineage: Eukaryota; Metazoa; Cnidaria; Anthozoa; Scleractinia; Pocilloporidae. The record is from the annotation of a GenBank genome assembly.